UCUCAUGCCCAUGAGACCACCAAGCCUUCAUUAUAAUCAUGGCAUCUAACAAAACAUUCUUUUGCAUCUUCUUCUUCUUCCUUGGUCUCUUCCUACUAACAUCUUCGAAGGCCAUGGCCCAUUCCAUGAAAGCUCCACGGUUCAAAACCUCGCCACCAUGCAAAAGACUAGUUCUCUACUUUCAUGACAUCAUAUUUAACGGACACAACUCUCACAAUGCAACUUCCGCCAUAGUUGGAGCCCCAGCUUGGGGCAACCGAACCAUCUUAGCCACUCAGAACCACUUUGGAAAUGUCGUGGUGUUCGAUGACCCAAUCACACUUGACAACAAUCUUCACUCGGCCCCAGUGGGCCGAGCUCAAGGAUUUUAUCUAUACGAUAAGAAGGAUAUCUUCACAUCAUGGCUAGGGUUCUCAUUCGUCUUAAACUCGACGAAUCAUAGGGGAAGCAUCAAUUUUGCGGGUGCGGAUCCAUUGAUGAAUAAGACUAGGGACAUAUCGGUUAUUGGUGGGACGGGUGAUUUCUUCAUGACUCGAGGAAUAGCUACUUUGAUGACGGAUGCAUUUGAAGGGGAGGUUUAUUUUAGGCUCAAGGUUGACAUCAAGUUGUAUGAAUGUUGGAAACAAUAUUGAGAUCUUUCACAAAUGAACCUUACAAAAGG
Messenger RNA from Impatiens glandulifera, 661 nucleotides. Its product is annotated as dirigent protein-like. The record is from RefSeq and is a predicted model, not a curated record. The transcript has a single exon. Bases 39 to 632 code for a protein of 197 amino acids. Lineage: Eukaryota; Viridiplantae; Streptophyta; Magnoliopsida; Ericales; Balsaminaceae.